Molecule: messenger RNA, 1745 nt
Organism: Nicotiana tabacum (common tobacco)
Lineage: Eukaryota; Viridiplantae; Streptophyta; Magnoliopsida; Solanales; Solanaceae
Product: F-box protein At4g00755
Molecular function (GO): protein binding
Source: RefSeq, a predicted model, not a curated record
UUUUUUUAAAAAUUAUUUUUGGUAAUUGCGUUAGGAAAAAAUGGUUACUUUUGUGAAAGAUGAGAUUUUUAUCUGAGUAUUGACUUGGCGGAAUGGAUAUAGAAGAUUCAUGUAGCCAGACUCUUAAGUAAUUUGGUAUUGAGGUGGAGUUGAGUGAUGGACUUAAUGAGAAAGUUUCAUUCUUUGGAAGCCUCUUAAGAGAAUACAUUUUCAUGACCCAUUUUUUACCCAUUGCACAAAUAUAAACUGGUAGUUAAAUUCAUGCAUUUGAUCUAUUUUUGACUCAGGUUUUGGAACAUUGAAUAGAUCUAGGGGAUUGCAUGGUAGUCGCUCCAUGGAAACACAUAUUGAUUUCGUGCAAUGGCUUGACACUGACGUGUCUCUGAACAUCCUGAUGUGUUUGAAGGAUCCAGCUGAUGUGGUCCGUGCUGGCUCUGUUUCGCGCCUUUGGCACGAAUUUGUGGUUACUAAUGGACUCUCCAAGCAACUGUGUUUUGGAAGGUUUCCGCAGCUUUCCAGGAUUGCCCGUGUAACAGAAUUAGAUGCGAGUGCAGCAGAACCAAAAGAUGUUGGAUCUAGCAAUUCCAACUGGGAGACUCUAAAAAGAGAUCAUGAAGUCUACGCGUCUCUACUUCAAGCUAUUGAAACAUCAAAGUCAUGUCGAAGUGAUUGCAUAGGUUAUGCAGUCAGUGCUUCAAGCACGGACAAUUAUCCAGAUGAAAGUAUUGUCAAUACUUUAAUUCCAAGGGACAGAUAUCUAAAUAGACCUUCAUACUGGUCAAGUAAAGGACACAGUGACCCCAACGCCCCUGAGACGCUAAUUUACAAAUUGAAAGCUGAUAUAUGUGUGAUCAACGAAGUUGAUACACAACCUUUUGAAGCUUAUUUCCAGCCCGGCAAGCCCAUAUACUCUGCAAAAUCUGUUCGAUUUCGGUUGGGGUAUCCCAAAUCCUCGAGAGAUGAGAGUGAUCUCCUGCAAUUGCCCCAGCAACAGCCUGCUGAUGACAAGUUUGUAUGGACAUAUACUUCUGAAGAAUUCCCUAUGACACAGGAAAAUUGCUUUCAGCGGUUCAAUCUACCCGAGCCUGUGCUUUGCAUUGGUGGAUAUAUGCAGAUUCAGCUUUUGGGCAGAGUUCAGAGACAAGAAAUGGAUGACUUGUUUUACAUAUGUAUUUGUCAUGUGAAAGUUGUAGGGCGACCUCUCAGCCCUGCAUUCGACAUAGAGGUCCUAGAACCAUCUCGAGAAUUUGUACUGAAGUACAAUCGAGAUGUUUUCGGUUGCAUGUUGCAGAGCAUGACUAAUGGAGGUCAUCAAGAAUCAAAUAUGCCUCCAACACCAUCAGAGGGAUUUGUGCUUGAUGCAGGCCUUCUGGAGUAUUUAUUACAGGGUUACCAGCCGGGUGUUGAACCUGUGGAAUGGGACGAGGACGAUGAUGAUGAAAUGGAUGAAGCGGGAAUUUUGUAAUUUAGCAUCGUCAUUUUCUUUUCUUUUAGUUUCUUACAUUUCUUUCAAAAUAAUUGAUGUCCCCUCUCUUUGAUGAUCCUUUGGUUACGUAGUUUUGCAGCAGGUCUUUGUGUACUCAAAGCUUUAGAGGUGCAUAAACCCUUGUAGAUGAGACUGUAUUACUGAUGAUCCGUUGUAGAUGCUUGUAUUAGGCUUUUGCAUUUUUUACUAUCACAAACAUAUAUCAACGGAGAGUUGCACUAAUGUGCAUGCAAAUGACAUUUUCAUUAGUGGGUUUCAA